Messenger RNA from Cornus florida, 3424 nucleotides. RefSeq names its product multiple C2 domain and transmembrane region protein 16. The record is from RefSeq and is a predicted model, not a curated record. The transcript has a single exon. Bases 220 to 3279 code for a protein of 1019 amino acids. NCBI's taxonomy places the organism in Eukaryota, Viridiplantae, Streptophyta, Magnoliopsida, Cornales, Cornaceae.
UUAUCUAUGCUUUUCUUCUUUACCUUCCAACUAAUAAACUCCGCUAUACACACACUCUCUCUUUCUCUCGUCUUAUAUUACAUCAAACACUUCCCAUUCUUCUUUCUAGUUUCUACUACACAAGUAACACAACCCAAAACACAUGCACAUACCGGACAAUGUGAUAAAGCUGUAAUCAACCCCAACAUUUCCAAAACACCACCAAAUUAAGCUUCAAUUAUGGACCCGGUCCGAAAAUUGAUUGUUCAGGUUGUUGACGCUCGCGAACUUCUUCCCAAGGACGGACAUGGAUCUACCAGUCCCUACGUGGUUCUCAAUUUCUACGGCCAGAAGAAGAGGACCCGAACCGUCAUCGGGGACUUGAACCCAACCUGGAAUGAAAAAAUCGAAUUCAACGUCGAUAAGCGUCCGUCGUCGGUCAUCGGCGACCUUCUAGAGGUUGAUGUCUAUCACUACCACGACCGAAGCAUUGGCCCCACAACGAAGGACAUCUUUCUGGGUCGGCUCCGAUUGAGCUCGCGACAGUUUGUCAAGAAAGGUGAAGAGGCACUGAUUUACUAUCCGUUGGAGAAGAAGAGUCUAUUCAGUUGGGUUCGGGGUGAGAUUGGAUUGAAGAUUUAUUUCGUCGAACCCGUAUCACCGCCCUCGCCACCGCCGUCGGCGGAGGACGUCAAACCACCUGAUGCAGCUCCACCACCGCCACCACCAGUUGAACCCGGAUCCGACACUCAGCAGCCGAAAGAAGAUGCAGUGGCGGAUGGUGCAAAAUCUGACACACAGGCAGUGCCUCCGCCUGAGCCCAACCAGGCGCCGGCGGCGGACCCACCUCCAGAUGGCGGGAAACCCAGUGAAGACAUACCUCCUCCUGCGGGUACUGAAACUGCUGAGAAACCGCCGGAACCUGACCCACAACCCCAAGAUGCAAGUACGGUUCCAGUGGAUCCCGUACCAGCUCCAUCGGUGCAACCAGAUCCAUCACAGCCACAAAUGACGGCAUCACUAUCAUCACGAUCAGGACCUGAAUUUGGUUUCAACGGUCCUCAGCCAAUCAGCCGCCACGCAUCGGUCAGUAGCUUCAUGUCGGACCCAUCGGAGGGUAAUCCAAUCGAACGGACAUCGUUCGAUCUGGUUGAUAAAAUGCACUAUCUCUUUGUUCGGGUCUUAAAAGCCCGAUCACUUCACACCAACAGCAAUCCAAUAGUCAAGAUAGCGGCUUCGGGUUCUCAAGUCGUAUCCAAACCCGCCAGAAGAACCCAAUUGUUUGAGUGGGACCAGACAUUCGCCUUUGGCCACGACACACCAGAUUCCAGCUCCUCCAUUUUAGAAAUUUCUCUGUGGGAUGCACAUAACUUCUUAGGUGGGUUAUGUUUUGACGUGACAGAGAUCCCGUUACGAGAUCCACCAGACAGUCCCUUGGCCCCACAAUGGUAUAGACUUGAAGGAGGUGGAGUUCACGGAGGCCACUUGAUGCUUGCCACGUGGCUCGGCACGCAGGCUGAUGAAGCGUUUCCUGAAGCAUGGAAAACCGAUACAGCCGGUAACCCCACUUCUCAGUCGAAAGUCUACCAAUCACCGAAGCUUUGGUACCUGAGAUUAAGGGUGAUCGAAGCUCAAGACAUCAUGCCGUUAACGUCGUCAAAAGAAUCAUCAAUCCAAGUCAAAGCCAAGUUGGGAUUUCAAGUUUUCAAGACCAAACCCUCCGUUACACGUAACGGAUCUCCGUCGUGGAACGAAGAUUUGAUAUUUGUAGCAGCCGAGCCGUUUAGUGACCAACACCUAGUCCUUUACCUGGAGAGUCGGCAAGCGAAAGGACCAGUCAUUUUGGGAGUAACUAGCAUACAACUAACGUCCAUAGAGCGACGUGUUGAUGAUCGGAAAGUGGCGUCAAGAUGGUUCAAUUUUGACAAAGGCAGGGUCCAGUUAUGUGUGUGCUUCGAUGGUGGAUAUCACGUGAUGGACGAGGCAGCCCAUGUGUGCAGCGACUAUCGUCCGACGGCAAGGCAGCUUUGGAAACCCCCUGUGGGGAUGGUCGAACUCGGCAUCGUUGGAUGCAAAAACUUAGUGCCCAUGAAGACAAUCAACGGCAAAGGUUCCACAGACGCCUAUGCUGUUGUCAAGUAUGGUAACAAAUGGGUUUGCACACGUAGCAUCUCUGACAGCCUGGAACCCAGAUGGAACGAGCAAUACACGUGGAAGGUAUAUGAUCCGUCCACGGUACUGACUAUAGGAGUGUUCCAGUUUGACAGUUUGCAAUUAUGUGAGAUGGACGGCUCUGAUGAACCCACGCGAAAUGAUCAUCGGAUGGGGAAGGUGCGUAUACGUAUAUCUACAUUGGAGACAGGUAAAGUGUACAAAAAUACGUAUCCACUACUAUUGUUGUCUAAUAUUGGAUUGAAAAAAAUGGGUGAGAUAGAGGUGGCAGUACGCCUCGCACGUGUGACUCCCACGCUUGAUUUCUUACACGUGUAUUCACAGCCAUUGUUGCCUUUGAUGCAUCAUAUCAAGCCACUAGGCAUGAUCCAACAGGAGAUUUUGAGGACCACCACAGUCAAACUUUUGGCUGCACAUUUUUCCCGAUCUGAACCGCCGCUUCCUCAGGACGUCAUUACAUACAUGUUAGACGCGGAAUCGCACGCGUUUAGCAUGCGCAAAGUACGUGCUAAUUGGUUCAGGAUCAUCAACGUCGUUGCUGGGGUGAUUGAUGUGGUCAAAUGGUUGGACGACACGCGUGCGUGGAAGAAUCCGACGGCCACCAUACUUGUGCAUGCAUUGUUGGUGAUGCUUGUGUGGUUCCCUGAUUUGAUUGUCCCCACAUUUGCAUUCUACUUGUUCGUGAUCGGAGCAUGGAACUAUAGGUUCCGGUCGCGGAUCCCACUGCCACACUUCGAUCCGAAGAUCUCAUUCGCCGAUUCCAUUGAUGGUGAUGAACUGGAUGAAGAGUUUGAUGCAGUUCCAAGCAGUAGACCAAAUGAGAUGGUACGUGCGAGGUAUGAUAAGCUACGCUCGCUGGGGGCACGUGUCCAGACUAUAUUGGGUGAUUUCGCCACGCAAGCAGAACGUGUGCAGGCAUUAGUGACUUGGCGAGACCCACGUGGCACGGGGAUUUUUGUGGGACUUUGCUUUGUUGUGGCUAUGAUUUUGUAUUUGGUACCGUCAAAAAUGGUGGCAAUGGCAUUCGGGUUCUACUAUCUGCGCCACCCUUUGUUUAGAGAUCGAAUGCCGUCACCGGCAUUGAAUUUCUUCCGAAGGUUGCCUUCGCUAUCUGACCGAAUCUUGUAGGCCGUUGAUCUACAAAAAAAAACUAAAGAUUUCACUCAGAUUGUUGCAAAAAUCUAUUGUUCAUACGAAUAAGUUAUAAAUUAAGCAUAUGGUGGACUUGGAAUCACUUGUAACACUCUCUGAAUGCAAUAUAAUUUUUGCUACU